AUGGUUAGGCCGGGGUACAAGUGCGAGAUCUGCAAGAAGACCAAAGGGGUCUUGAAUUUCAAAAUCCGGGAUAGCAACUACGAGAUCAUCAAGUACAUCUGCGAUAGGUGCCACCCAUGCACGCAGGCAGAUGCUGAGGAGGGGUGCAUCGUAGUCUGCCCCUGGGAGACAGUGGACGACGCUGUCUGCGUCUGUAACGAAACAUUCGACGCACAAUGGGAGGCCGCUGUUUAUGAGGCCACUGCAUCCCAGGUAAUCAGGGAAGCGGAGCAGAACGCGAGGCGGAAGCGGAUCGCGAGGAGGAGGAAGGUGCUGGUGAUGAGGAUCAACAAGAUGGCGAGGAACAGGAAGAAGACGAUGACGAGGAGGAAGGGUGCCAUGGCGAGGACAAGGGACUUCGCGGAGAGGAGAAAGCGCUGGCUGCGCAAAUCUCGCAAAGCUAGAGCAUAA
Messenger RNA from Gaeumannomyces tritici R3-111a-1, 450 nucleotides. RefSeq lists its product as hypothetical. Bases 1 to 450 code for a protein of 149 amino acids. The transcript has a single exon. Lineage: Eukaryota; Fungi; Ascomycota; Sordariomycetes; Magnaporthales; Magnaporthaceae. The record is from RefSeq and is a predicted model, not a curated record.